This is a messenger RNA of Rotaria socialis, 1224 nucleotides long. Lineage: Eukaryota; Metazoa; Rotifera; Eurotatoria; Philodinida; Philodinidae. The record is from the annotation of a GenBank genome assembly.
AUGGGUCUCUCGUUCAUUCAUGGCAUCGCUGUAGGAAUAGUAUUUACAUUUAUCAUACUAUUCACUAAAUUCUACCAUCCCUCACCAUCCGUAUCUUACUCUACCAACAACAUCACCAAUCGAACCUCAGAUUUGCAUCAUGUUACUAAUAUUUCAUAUGAAGGCUAUCAAUUUUUCGUAUUUUCUCAUGAAUCUCCCAUGGUUCGUGCAUAUCUUGACGUCGUUCGGGAUACUGUGUGUGGCUUAGCUCUUCGCACACGAGAACGUGCCUACAGUUUUGAUAGUCAAGUGCGCCCAAUGGUUAUUAGCCAACGCAUAAAAGGUUUAGAUUGGCCACUAACUGGCAUUACUAUGGUUGGACAGAGACGACUGAUAAAUAUCGAAUGGGCUAUCAGAUUCGUUAUUGCAAAUGAUGUGAUGGGCGAUUUUAUUGAAUGUGGUGUUUGGAGAGGUGGAAGUUCAGUGUUCGCUCGUGCUAUACUAAAAGCUUUGAAUAAUAAUGAUAGACAUGUGUGGGUAGCUGAUUCAUUUCAAGGACUACCAAAAGCGAGAACGCCAAAUGAUCAUGAUCAUUGGUCGAAAAUGGAAUAUUUAAAGAGACGAUUGAUAAAUAUCGAAUGGGCUAUCAGAUUCGUUAUUGCAAAUAAUGUGAUGGGCGAUUUUAUUGAAUGUGGUGUUUGGAGAGGUGGAAGUUCAGUGUUCGCUCGUGCUAUACUAAAAGCUUUGAAUAAUAAUGAUAGACAUGUGUGGUUAGCUGAUUCAUUUCAAGGACUACCAAAAGCGAGAACGCCAAAUGAUCAUGAUCAUUGGUCGAAAAUGGAAUAUUUAAAGGUAUCACUUGAAGAAGUUCAGACAAAUUUUCGGUCAUUUAAUUUACUCGACGAUCGUGUUCAUUUUUGUAAAGGAUAUUUCGUUGAUUCCCUUCCACGCUGUAAUGUUUCUCGAAUAGCUGUUUUUCGAAUGGAUGGCGACAUGUACGAAUCGACUAUGGAUCAACUCUUUAAUUUAUAUUCAAAAUUACAGAUCGGUGGCGUUAUUAUCAUCGAUGAUUAUACAAUUUCAGAUUGCUUUCGAGCUAUAGUCGAUUUUCGAAAGUGGCAUAAUAUAACAGAAGAGAUUCUAUCUAUUCCAGGCGAUGUAGCAGGCCGGUGUUGGAUAAAAAGAAAAAGCAUUCAAUUACAAAUGGAACAAUAUUUACGAUUACUACCAACGACAAAAAGCUGA